Messenger RNA from Phytomonas sp. EM1, 2128 nucleotides. The record is from the annotation of a GenBank genome assembly. Lineage: Eukaryota; Euglenozoa; Kinetoplastea; Trypanosomatida; Trypanosomatidae.
GUGUCAAGAAUAACGAAGCAGCAACUAAAAGUCCUGUCCUUUAUAAAGUGAUAUCGAUUCCUCUCAUUAAUUACAUCAUUAUCUCAUCAAAGGUUGUUGAAAAGAAGUUUUGUAUCCUUUUGCAAGCUAAAUUGAUCCUUUCAUUGGAUCCUUGUUCUGUAUCUUUUAACUCAUUAGGCACGCCACACUAUUGUUACUGUUAUUAACGAGGAUGUCGGUUAAUCCUGUCGUCAAAGUGUUCCUUACGCAGCCGAUACAAAAUGUUUCUGCGUCUACCCUCUCUUCUCUAGUGUAUGAGUUAAAGAGCGACCUGCUUAAGUUAUCGACGAGCGGCGAUACCGCUGCCAACGAUGGCAUUCUCCACGACGUCCUACAACGGCUUGUUAGCAUCGCGAAUAAUGGUACCAAAAAUACAACAAUACGGUCCAUGGUACUUGAGUGUUUGUACUGGAUUUCCCAUCACGCAAGCGAUGCCGUCCGUCAGGGCCCCUUAUUUGAUAGUGUUUUGCAGCUCAACGAAUCUUUUGAGGCCAUGCUUGAGCAGGAGGGGGAUACGCUAGAGCUUCAGUAUCUCAUGCUAAGCGUGCUGCUUUUACGCGUUUCAGGGUACGGGCGCCUGAAGGUUGGGGACCUCCUCGAGGACCUCUACCGCGGCGAUGCCCGGCGUGUGGUGAGCCUUCUCCUUAAGUUGCUGGAAGACCCUAGCUACGAGUGGCCCUUAUGCGAGGCCGCCGCGCGGUGGAUGUUCGAGCUGACAACGCCCGCCUGCUACUUUGCUGCGGAGACCAAAACAGACCGCGUGAUCGAUGUGUCGGUGUUUCAGGGAAAACUAUCCGUAGUUCUGGAGCAUGGGAUGACGAGCGGCGCGUUUGCCGCGAUGUUCGCGGGGAUUGUCGAGCUGUGGCGUCGGUCCUGGGGGGAGAACGCUGUCCUCGGUGCCCUCAGCUCCUGCAACACCAUCACUGGUGGGAGCGUGUUCACUUCGAACCAGCUCACCAAGCUGGUGCAGUGGGCCACCUUGCUACACUUCGUCUCCGCCAGCAUUGAGAAUCUCUCCGCGUACUGCAAUCGGUCUCAGUUCGUGAAGAGUCUGCAGCGGAGUUUUUUUCUCGAGUCGCAGGCCUUCCUGGCGGACGUAGCGAUUCCUUUCAUCAUGGCGGCCAUUCAGGCAUGGUCGCACGGCGUUGGAAGUAGGACCGACGACUUGGGAAGUUGUGAGCAUCCCAAAGCCGAUCCCAUGCUGCGGGCCGCUAUCGAGGUGUUGCAGUUUCUGCGGUUUGCUUUAUACAAGGCACCAGCUACCCCACCUCCAAGCGAUGCGCUUCUCCACGCGUUGAAAAGCCUCGCGCAGCAUGUGGUCCAGCGUGAGUCGACGCUUAGCAGGGACGACACCGGAAUGGCAGUAAUCCUUUUGGCGGUGGAGUUGCUCUGUAAUAUCAACGCCAAACGGCAGCGGGCGCUGAGCAAUGUUUUUGAGACGCUCCUGAGAGUCAUUGCCUCUGAUGAAUCGCCCGCUUGCUACGUUGUGGGCUUGCCAUUUGCGAACAUCUUCAUCGCGCACUUCACAGGCGAGACCUCGUCUUAUGUCGAAACCCAGAACGAGUCUGUGGAGCUUGUCCAUCACAUGUUUUCGAAGCGCAAAGAGGAAAAUGAUGAGUUAGGAGAGGCUGCGAUCGCUUUGGAAGAACAGCUUGACGUUGUCCAAGAGGCGAUUAUGCAGUGGACACUUGGUCAGGCCUUGGAUGAAUUCAUGUGCAUGUUGUCAGCGCAACCUCUAAUAUCCGGAGGCGAUCUCAUUGGUACUGGUACAAUUAAAUCAUAUCCCGUACCGGAAGGUACUCUUUCUAGACAUUUGCCUAGUGGUAGACGCCAUGACAGCAGAAAGCCUAACAGGGCGAAGCAUCCAGCGAAGUAUUGCUGUCAGAUGACAGGGAAGUUGAUGCGGGAGCCGGUGACGUUGAGAAGUGGGCAUCACUUUGAGUUUGAUGCGUUAAACAAGGUGAUCAGCGAGGUUGGCCAUGUGAAUCCCUUAACAGGGGAAAUAAUCGAGGAGGAAGUGGAGGUUAACGAGGCACUCCAGCAGGAGAUUAGCGCAUACUGUGUGAAGCGUGCAGCCCGUUUAGAGUAG